AUGUCAAAGAUUUAUAAAUCAAAUUCUUUUAGUAAAAGUAUUGGUAAUUAUGAGAUUUUUGAGUUAUUGAAAUAUGAAACUUUCGAUAUUAGCAAUCUACAUACUCCCUCUCAUUUAUUUACAACUUAA
This is a messenger RNA of Funneliformis mosseae, 129 nucleotides long. The record is from the annotation of a GenBank genome assembly. NCBI's taxonomy places the organism in Eukaryota, Fungi, Glomeromycota, Glomeromycetes, Glomerales, Glomeraceae.